UUUCUUUCUCUCCUUUCUCCUCCCCCAUCUCUAUCUCUCUCUCUAUCUUUCUCUCUCUCUCUCUCUCUCUGCAACAAGCUAGCACUCUCUCUUGUACAUGUGAUUCUCCACCAUAUCUCCAAAAACAAACCCCAUCAACCUUUACAAAAGAGAAAGGAUCCAUUAUCAUGGUUUUUUCUUCCAUGCCAUCCUAUCUUGAUCCAGCCAACUGGCAACAGCCACACAAUCAUGAAGCUGGAAGUAGCGGUCUUCCAAACCAGCCGCCCCCUCCUCCACCUCCGCCUCCACAACCUCAUGGAGGUGGCGGCGCUGGCUCCAUCAGGCCAGGGUCUAUGGCUGACCGAGCCCGUCUCGCCAAUAUACCGUUGCCCGAAGCUGCUUUGAAGUGCCCAAGAUGUGAAUCAACAAACACAAAAUUUUGCUACUUCAACAACUACAGUCUCUCCCAGCCUCGACACUUCUGCAAGACCUGUAGAAGGUACUGGACUAGAGGUGGUGCUCUGAGAAAUGUUCCAGUGGGAGGAGGUUGCCGGAGAAACAAAAGAAGCAAAGGAAGUAGCUCAAAAUCUCCUGUCAGCGGAGAUCGCCAGGCGGGUUCUAGUUCAACAAGUGCAGUCCACUCCAAUAGUAGCACUGCUGAAAUCCUAGGCCUCGCACCCCAGAUUCCACCCAUGCGUUUCAUGGCCCCUUUACACCAUCUCGCUGACUAUGGCGCCGGCGAUAUAGGCUUAAACUACAGUGGAAUUCCUACAGCAGUCGGGGGCACAGGUGACAUGAAUUUUCAGAUAGGAAGUCAUCUAGGUGGUGGCAGUAGCGGCGGAGCUGGAGGUGUUGGUGGUUCAUUUUUAUCGGUUGGAGGUUUAGAGCAGUGGCGAUUGCAGCAAACACAGCAAUUCCCCUUCUUAGGUGGGUUGGAUCCGCCACCAGGGUUAUACCCAUUAGAGGGUGGUGUUGAGCCAUCCAAUUAUGUUGGGGGAAGCAGUCAGGUUCGGCCGAAGCUAACUGGGUCUGGGUUAAGUCAGGUGGCUUCCGUGAAGAUGGAAGAUAAUCAUGAGAUGAAUGUGGCAAGGCAGUUCUUGGGAAUUCCAGGAAAUGAUCAGUAUUGGGGUGGUAAUGCAUGGACAGAUCUAGCUAGUUUUAGCUCUUCUUCCACUAGUCACCCCUUAUAAAACGGAUCACUGGCCAAAACCUCAUCAUGAAGCUUUAAUUUUUUUUUCCUUGAGUAGAGCUUCAACUAAAGAAAACCCAAUCCAAAAAUGAAGUUUCAGUCAAACUCCAUAUCACAAAAGCUGGUCUUUGUCUCUUCAAGAUUGACUAAAAACCCUAGAAAUUGUAGGCUUCUUGUUUUUCAUUUUCUUUCUUUCUUUCUUUUUAAUUUAGUUUUAUAAUGUAAUGUGUGAACUGUUUACUGAAGUGCGUGUACGAGUUCAUGGAGUUUUAUAUCAGACAUGUUGAUCAAAAGUGUUAGGCUGA
Molecule: messenger RNA, 1473 nt
Organism: Vitis riparia (riverbank grape)
Lineage: Eukaryota; Viridiplantae; Streptophyta; Magnoliopsida; Vitales; Vitaceae
Product: dof zinc finger protein DOF5.1
Exons: 2
Coding region: 168-1169 (333 amino acids)
Biological process (GO): regulation of DNA-templated transcription
Molecular function (GO): DNA binding; DNA-binding transcription factor activity
Source: RefSeq, a predicted model, not a curated record